Molecule: messenger RNA, 1853 nt
Organism: Rattus rattus (black rat)
Lineage: Eukaryota; Metazoa; Chordata; Mammalia; Rodentia; Muridae
Gene: Cnn2
Product: calponin 2
Exons: 7
Coding region: 61-981 (306 amino acids)
Biological process (GO): actomyosin structure organization
Molecular function (GO): actin binding
Source: RefSeq, a predicted model, not a curated record
CGCAGCCGGUCCCUCUGCCGGUCCCUCUGGUCUGCCUGUCCCGCGCCAGGGUCCCGCGCCAUGAGCUCCACGCAGUUCAACAAGGGUCCGUCCUACGGGCUCUCGGCCGAGGUCAAGAACCGGCUCCUGUCUAAAUAUGACCCCCAGAAGGAAGCUGAGCUCCGGAGCUGGAUAGAAGGACUCACGGGCCUCUCCAUUGGCCCUGACUUCCAGAAGGGUCUGAAAGAUGGGGUUAUCCUAUGCACACUCAUGAACAAGUUGCAGCCGGGCUCCAUCCCCAAAAUCAACCGAUCUAUGCAGAACUGGCACCAGCUAGAAAACCUCUCCAACUUCAUCAAAGCCAUGGUCAGCUAUGGCAUGAACCCCGUGGACCUGUUUGAAGCCAACGACCUGUUCGAGAGCGGGAAUAUGACACAGGUGCAGGUGUCUCUGCUUGCGUUGGCGGGAAAGGCCAAGACCAAGGGGCUACAGAGUGGUGUGGACAUCGGGGUCAAAUAUUCAGAGAAACAGGAGCGAAACUUUGACGACGCAACCAUGAAGGCCGGCCAGUGCGUCAUCGGGCUGCAGAUGGGCACCAACAAAUGUGCCAGCCAGUCUGGCAUGACGGCCUAUGGUACCAGGAGACAUCUCUACGACCCCAAGAACCACAUCCUGCCCCCCAUGGACCACUGCACCAUCAGCCUCCAGAUGGGCACCAAUAAGUGUGCCAGCCAGGUGGGCAUGACAGCACCAGGGACCCGGAGGCACAUCUAUGACACCAAGCUGGGCACCGACAAGUGCGACAACUCCUCCAUGUCCCUGCAGAUGGGCUACACACAGGGCGCCAACCAGAGCGGCCAGGUCUUCGGACUGGGGCGGCAGAUAUACGACCCCAAGUAUUGCCCACAGGGCUCUGCAGUUGACGGGGCUCCCACCGGGGGUGAUGGCCAAGGCGAGGCCCCUGAAUACCUGUCCUACUGCCAGGAGGAAGCCAGCUACUGAGCACCCAUGGGUGCCAGCUCCCCGCCUUGCAUCGGCUGCCCUGUGUGGGUUUGGGGGUUUUCAUUGUGUUGUUUUGUGUUUUGAAACUGGUCAUCUCUUUGUAGCUAUCUCUGGCCUGGAACUCAUGCAAUCCUUCUGCCUCAGCUUCCCGAGGAUUGGGGUGACAGCUCCCUCCUCACCCAACCAUGCCUCGCUUCCUUUCCAGGACUGACCCACCAGGCAGGGAACAUGGGUGUCCUUGGUGGGAUAGCGAGGCAGUGCAUUUCCUAGUGGGAGGGGCGGUGGGAGGGGCCGGCCCCAAAGAGCUUUCGGUUUCUUCCUCUCUUUCACAUGGUUUUUGUGGUUUGUGAACCAAGGAAAUUACAGGCAAUUUCUUUUUUCUUUUUCUUUUUUCCGGAGCUGGGGACCGAACUCAGGGCCUUGGGCUUGCUAGGCAAGCGCUCUACCACUGAGCUAAAUCCCCAACCCCUACAGGCAGUUUCAAUGAAAGAAGAGAAGGAGUUUUGUACUUUGUUUGCUCCCAAAGGUAUCGGGUUCACCAGGCUUUAAAAUACUGCGGGCAUUCCAAGGGAUUAAAUUUGCUUUCCCAACACCCUCAGACUUCACCCUCCUGUGCCCAGUGGGGAAACUGAGGCAAACCCCAGUACCUGCAGCCAGCCCUCCCUCGUCCCUUUGGUCUAUGAAGGUCUCAGUUCUCCCUGCGUCCCUUGAGCAAGCCCAAUUAGCUGUGCUAGGUCCCUGGGUCUCUGAAAAUGCCCCACGUGACCAUGUGACCCACAGGGGCCCCUGCGCUGCCAGAUAAUGUGAAAUUCCCUGUGUGGACCAAAAAUUAAAAAAAAUAAAAAAAAUAAAAAUAAAACCUCCUUUUCUAA